This is a messenger RNA of Ustilaginoidea virens, 711 nucleotides long. RefSeq lists its product as uncharacterized. Gene Ontology annotation, cellular component: mitochondrion. NCBI's taxonomy places the organism in Eukaryota, Fungi, Ascomycota, Sordariomycetes, Hypocreales, Clavicipitaceae. Gene Ontology annotation, molecular function: structural constituent of ribosome. The transcript has 3 exons. The record is from RefSeq and is a predicted model, not a curated record. Bases 1 to 711 code for a protein of 236 amino acids.
AUGCGAUCGUUAGGGGAGAGGUUGGCUCUUCUCAGAAAGAGGGUACGCACGCUCCCCCAUCCCACAAGCCUGACUGGAGAGGAAGAGCUUCGGCAAUGUGCCCGUCAAAUACCAAGUGCUCACGCGAAACAGCUGAUAAACCUGCGCUGCGGCCCUGGCGCAGCCAUCUUGCCACCCGAAGUAACAAGAAUACACAUGGACUUUGCGACCAGAAUGUCCGGCGGCCACAUGGGGGCCAGGAAAUUCUGGCGCGACUUUCUGCCCCGACUAAAGUACCACAACCCCUCCGUUGCCAUGGUCGUCAACCGCCAUGAUCAGAACCAAAACUCGCCCCUCAUGACCAUCUAUCUGCGCACCCAGGCCGGCACGGCCACCGAUGCCGCGGCUCCGUCCUCCAUUCAGCCAGCUUCCUCCCGGACCAACCUAGCGAAAGCCCAGCCGCCUGGCCCCGACGAGAAAACCGUCACCAUCGACAUGAAGGAUAAGCACGGGUCCGAAAUACUAGAGCACUUCCUCGCGGAGACGCGUGCAAGCCCCGUCCCGGCGAGCAGAGAAGACAUUGCGGAGAUGCAACAUCUCGAUCAUAUGAAGAAGCAGGCCAGCAUCGAUCGCGAGAGAGUCCGCCAGCUGAGAGCGGAAAAGAAGAAAGAGGAGGAUAUGUUGAAGAGAGCAAGAGCAGCUGGCGGCAUGUCCGAGGAAGAAGAAGCUUGA